This is a messenger RNA of Lottia gigantea (owl limpet), 1656 nucleotides long. RefSeq lists its product as hypothetical. The record is from RefSeq and is a predicted model, not a curated record. Gene Ontology annotation, biological process: photoreactive repair. NCBI's taxonomy places the organism in Eukaryota, Metazoa, Mollusca, Gastropoda, Lottiidae. Gene Ontology annotation, molecular function: deoxyribodipyrimidine photo-lyase activity. The transcript is spliced from 9 exons. Bases 1 to 1656 code for a protein of 551 amino acids.
AUGGGCUCUGAUAAAAAAUCGAAAGAAAAAGUAACCAAAAAGUCCUCAAAAGGUACAAAAUCAGAAGAUGUGCCUAAAGAUUCAAAAGAGAAAAGUCCUGAAACAGAUUUUUCGUCGAAGAAAAGAAAAUUAGAAGAGGUGUCAACUACUGAAAAAUCAUCAGAAACAUCACCAAGUAAAAAAUUGAAGACUGAUGGGGAUUUUGUCAGUCGUAUUGCAGCCAAACGAACCAAUGUGUGUCAGUCAGUAACAGAGUUUAAAUUCAAUAAGAAACGUGUUCGAGUAUUAUCUCAAGCUAGCGAUGCCCCAGAUGAAAAUGAUGGAGUUGUAUAUUGGAUGUCACGUGAUCAAAGAGUACAAGAUAACUGGGCAUUUUUAUAUGCUCAAAGAUUAGCAUUAAAGAUGGAGGUUCCACUACAUGUCUGUUUCUGCUUGGUUCCCAAAUUUCUAGAGGCCACCAUCCGCCAUUUUGAAUUCAUGUUGAAAGGCUUGGAAGAAGUUGAAGAGGAAUGUCGAAACUUAGACAUUUCAUUCCAUCUUCUGAUUGGUUACGCUAAAGAUGUAUUGCCAGAGUUUGUGGGUAAGAAUAAGAUGGGAAGUGUGGUCACUGAUUUCUCCCCGUUACGAACACCAAUGUCCUGGGUAGAAGAUGUUAAAAACAACCUAUCUAAGGAUGUACCAUUCUGCCAGGUAGAUGCCCAUAAUAUAGUUCCCUGUUGGGAAGCUUCACCAAAAUGUGAAUACGGAGCUCGAACUAUCAGAAAUAAGAUAAAUAACCAGCUAUCAACUUACCUGACAGAGUUCCCUCCCCUUGUUCAACAUAAAUAUAAAGCUAAACAUAUAGCACAGAAAGUAGAUUGGAAGGCAGCUAUUGAGAGUUUGGAAGUAGACAGAACAGUCACUCUACCAGAUUGGUGUAAACCGGGGACCAACGGAGGACUGGAAACUCUGGAAUCUUUCCUGAAAGACAGAAUUAAAUAUUUCAACUCUGAACGCAAUAAACCAGAUAAAGAAGUUCUCAGUAAUCUUUCACCAUGGUUCCAUUUUGGUCAGGUGUCUGUACAGAGAAGUAUUAUCAUGGUGAAAGAAGUAAAGAGUAAAUAUAAAGAAAGUGUGGAAGGAUUUCUAGAAGAGGCGAUAGUACGAAGAGAGCUAGCUGAUAACUUCUGUUUUUAUAAUAAAAACUAUGACAAUAUUGAAGGUGCAUAUGAAUGGGCUAGGAAUACUCUGAAAGACCACUGGAAUGAUAAGCGUGAAUAUCUCUACACCAGACAACAAUUAGCUGAAUCAUCUACUCACGAUGAUCUCUGGAACGCUGCUCAGUACCAGCUAGUAACAGAAGGUAAAAUGCACGGGUUUCUAAGGAUGUAUUGGGCUAAGAAGAUAUUAGAAUGGACAGAGAAUCCAGAAGUAGCGUUAAAAGACAGUAUAUAUUUGAAUGAUAAAUAUUCUAUGGAUGGUCGAGACCCUAAUGGUUAUGUUGGUUGUAUGUGGUCUAUAUGUGGAAUACAUGAUCAAGGUUGGAAAGAAAGACCUAUAUUUGGUAAAAUAAGAUACAUGAAUUAUCAAGGAUGUAAGAGAAAAUUUGAUGUAGCUGCUUUUGUGAGAAAAUAUAAAGUGAAGAAGCCUUUGCCAAAUAUAUUUAAUAAAAAAUGA